Messenger RNA from Nyctereutes procyonoides (raccoon dog), 1349 nucleotides. RefSeq names its product ribokinase-like. Lineage: Eukaryota; Metazoa; Chordata; Mammalia; Carnivora; Canidae. Gene Ontology annotation, molecular function: ribokinase activity. Gene Ontology annotation, biological process: D-ribose metabolic process. The record is from RefSeq and is a predicted model, not a curated record.
UCAGUCCCUGGGGGUGAAGAGCGCCUCCUUUGGGCCAUGGCGGCGGCUGGGGAUCCCGGCCAGCAGUGGGCGGAGGAGGUGGCGGCGGUGGUAGUGGUGGGCUCCUGCAUGACCGACCUGGAGGUUGGCAAAGAUUCUUUUGGCAGUGACUAUAUAGAAAACUUAAAACAGAACGAUAUUUCUACAGAAUUUACAUAUCAGACUCAAGAUGCUGCUACAGGAACUGCUUCUAUAAUUGUCAAUAACGAAGGCCAGAAUAUCAUCAUUAUAGUGGCUGGAGCAAAUUUACUUUUGAAUACUGAAGACCUGAAGAAAGCAGCUACGACCAUUAACAAAGCCAAAGUCAUGAUCUGCCAGUUAGAAAUAACUCCAGAAACAUCUUUGGAAGCCCUGACAAUGGCCCACAGCAAUGGAGUGAAAACAUUGUUCAAUCCAGCUCCUGCUAUUGCUGACCUGGACCCUCGCUUCUACACGCUUUCAGAUGUGUUCUGCUGCAAUGAAACUGAGGCUGAGAUCCUAACUGGCCUGGCAGUCGGCAGCCCUGCAGAUGCUGGGAAGGCUGCGCUGGUGCUCAUGGAGAGGGGCUGCCACGUGGUCAUCGUCACCUUAGGUGCUGAAGGAUGUGUGAUGCUGUCACAGACAGAACCUGUCCCAAAGCACAUUCCCAUUGAGAAAGUUAAGCCUGUGGAUACCACGGGUGCUGGUGACAGUUUCGUGGGGGCUUUGGCCUUCUACCUGGCUUACUACCCACAUCUGUCCUUGGAAGAAAUGCUCAAGAGAUCCAAUUUCAUCGCUGCAGUCAGCGUCCAGGCUGCAGGAACACAGUCAUCUUAUCCAUACAAAAAAGACCUGCCACUUGAUCUGUUUUGAUUACUACUAACCCUAAAAUAAACGUACCUGGAAAUAAAAUGUACUUGGGGGAGGGAGGUGGCUCCUCUUAGCCAGCAGCUUACUAUAAAAUACCCUCUUCUCCUUUAUUUGCAAAUAUGUUCAUUUAUGAAGUCAUCCUCCAGCUUUCAUUUAUUCUUUUAUAAUGAUGAUUUCUUUGCUCUUUAUGUAUUUGCAAGAGCCAACCAAAAUUAAGAUCCCAUGCCCGGGAACUAUACAAACAUUAGCACCAGCAGGAACCAGCAAACUCACUAGCCAACAGAUUAUGAACACUGUGUGUCCACCAUAGAUCAAGGGUUGUGGAUAACAAUAUCUAGAGUCGGGAGCAGAGAAUGUUAAAUAAAGGGGGCACAUGGACUGUUCAAGCAGUCCCUAAGAGGGACAGCUGAUAUUCAGCCUUAGUGUUGCCAAAGCUUGUUUUGCCAGGGAAGCCAGAAGCUUGGAUGUUCAUUGAAAUUUUA